Messenger RNA from Pichia kudriavzevii, 717 nucleotides. RefSeq lists its product as uncharacterized. Gene Ontology annotation, cellular component: cytoplasmic side of plasma membrane; multivesicular body; ESCRT III complex. Gene Ontology annotation, biological process: vesicle budding from membrane; late endosome to vacuole transport via multivesicular body sorting pathway. The record is from RefSeq and is a predicted model, not a curated record. The transcript has a single exon. The coding region runs from base 1 to 717 and encodes 238 amino acids. NCBI's taxonomy places the organism in Eukaryota, Fungi, Ascomycota, Pichiomycetes, Pichiales, Pichiaceae.
AUGUGGAACUAUCUGUUUGGAGGCGCCAAGCAAAAGAAGGAGCUCCCUAAGAAGGCCAUUGUAGAUUUACGGGAACAUAUCAAUACACUCAACAAAAAGAGUAGCUACCUCGAAUCACAAAUUCAAGACCAAGAGGCGUUGGCUAGGAAAUACGUUACUACAAACAAGAACUUGGCGAGAAAUGCCCUCAAGAAGAAGAAGAAACUUGAAGGAGAACUAUUGAAGAUUGAGAACCAGAUUGAAUCGUUAGAGGUGCAAUUAGGCGCCAUUGAGUCGGCUAAUUUGAAUGUGGAAACCAUGAAGGCCAUGAAACAGGGCGCUAGGGCAAUCAAACAGAUGCACAGCGACUUCGAUAUAGACAAGGUGGACGAGACAAUGGACGAAAUCAGAGAACAGGUUGAGGCCAGUGAGGAAAUCUCGGAAGCUAUUAGUAGACCUCUAGGUUCUGAGUUUGUCGACGAGGACGAGUUGGACGAAGAACUAGCAGCCCUACAAGAGGAGGAGAUCAACUCCCAUAUGGUGGAUACCCAUAACGAUGUCCAAAAUCAAAAUAUUCAGACCCCAAUGAGGCUAGAAUCGCCAACCUCUCAAAGGAUAAACAACUUACCUUCAGCGCCUACAAAGAAGGUGCAACCACAGCAACAGCAACUCCCCGUAGAGGACGAGGACGAGGACGAACGUGCCUUGAGAGAGUUACAGGCCGAGAUGGGGAUGUAA